Molecule: messenger RNA, 1950 nt
Organism: Colletotrichum higginsianum IMI 349063
Lineage: Eukaryota; Fungi; Ascomycota; Sordariomycetes; Glomerellales; Glomerellaceae
Product: MATE efflux family protein
Exons: 3
Coding region: 1-1950 (649 amino acids)
Biological process (GO): xenobiotic detoxification by transmembrane export across the plasma membrane
Cellular component (GO): membrane
Molecular function (GO): xenobiotic transmembrane transporter activity; antiporter activity
Source: RefSeq, a predicted model, not a curated record
AUGGGUGACGACCGCAGCAUCCCAAUCAAGGCUUCCUCAAGCCGCGACUUUGUCGCCCAACUCAGCUCGUCGUUCCGCGUGGGCACGCCGCAGGCACAGGAGAUCUUGGCCAGCGAUCUGGCCGAAUGCUCAGACGACGAGAACGACGACGAGAACGACGACGCCGCCAUCGGCUCCGCCUCCGAGUCCGAGUCCGAAGAGGGUCCCCUCUUCUACCGGCGCCCGAGCGGUGUCGCCUUUGGCACCUCUCGGCCCGUCAUGAAUCCGCAGACGUACGCCGUCGAAGAGCCGCCCGCCGCCCUCACCAGAGUCGAGAAGAAGCAGUCGCGCGACGCCGAGAGGAGUCUUCUCCGGGACAACCACAUCCUGCCGCCCAAGACACCUCGGACGGACAGCGAACCCUUCUAUCGCCGUGCCUACAGACGCUUGUUCAGCACAAAGGUCCCUCUCGAGCCUCACGACGAAGAGACACCGCAGAUCGCCAUCCGCCGACCUACCGAGUCCACUCCUUUGUUGUCUGGCGCCGCCCCGGCGCCCGACGCCGAAGAAGGUCACGAGCACCUUAACGAACAGUGGGAGGCGGCGGUCGCGGCGGGUCAGCUCCGUACCACCUGGCAGCGUGAGGCCAAGACCAUUGUGCAGUAUGCAAGCCCGCUCAUCGUCACCUUCAUGCUGCAGUAUUCGGUCAACGUCGUCGCCAUCUUCGCUGUUGGCCGCAUCGGCACCAUGGAGCUCGGCGCCGUGAGCCUGUCCACCAUGACAGCCACCAUCACCGUCUACGCGCCCUUCCAGGGCCUCGCAACGAGCCUCGACACCCUCUGCGCGCAGGCGUACGGCUCGGGCCACCGUCAUCUCGUCGGGCUGCAGAUGCAGCGCAUGACGUACUUCUUGCUUAUGUGCUUCGUGCCGCUCGCCGUGCUGUGGUUCUUUGGCGAGUCGGUACUGAGCCUCAUCAUCCCGGAGCCCGAGUCGGCGCGGCUGGCGGGACAGUACCUGCGCGUCAUGAUCCUCGGCGGGCCGGCCUUUGUCUGCUUCGAGGCCGGCAAGCGCUUCGUGCAGGCGCAGGGUCUGUUCCAGGCGACUACGUGGGUGCUGCUGAUCGCCGCGCCCGUCAACAUCUUUUUGAACUGGCUCUUCGUCUGGAGGCUGGGAUGGGGCUUCGUCGGCGCCCCCACCGCCGUCGUCUGCACCCAGAACCUCCUUCCGCUGCUGCUGUUCCUCUACGUGCGCUUCGUCGACGGGUACCAGUGCUGGGGCGGUUUCAGCAAGCGGGCGCUCGCCAACUGGGGCCCGAUGCUCCGCUUGGCGCUGCCCGGCAUGAUCAUGAUCGAGGCCGAGUACAUGGCCUUUGAGGUGCUGACGCUGUUCUCGAGCCACUUUGGGCCGUCGUACCUCGCUGCACAGAGCGUCGUCGUCACGCUCUGCGCCAUCACCUACCAGAUCCCAUUCCCCGUGAGCAUUGCCGCGUCGACGCGUAUCGCCAACCUCAUCGGGGCCGGGCUUGUGGAUGCGGCCAAGACCACCGGUGUCGUGGCGUUCGCCGCAGCGUUAAUAGUGGGCAUCUUCAAUGUCAUCAUGUUUGGCAGCUUGCGGUUCCACCUACCGCGGCUGUUCACCGACGACGAGGAGGUCAUCGCCAUCGUGGCCGACGUGCUCCCGCUGUGCGCCAUGAUGCAGGUGUUUGACGGCCUCAGCGCGGGAGCCCACGGGCUGCUGCGCGGCAUCGGGCGGCCGUCGAUUGGCGGGUACGCCAACAUCACUGUGUACUACUUGAUCGCAAUUCCCCUGUCAUUCGGGACGGCGUUUGGUCUCGGGUGGAAGCUCAAGGGACUGUGGCUGGGCGUCACGGUCGGGCUUGCGUUGGUCGCGACUAUUGAGUAUUCGUUUGUGUACUUUACCGACUGGCACAAGGCGGCGAGAGAGGCACACGCGAGGAACCAGGCCGAGUGA